Molecule: messenger RNA, 4797 nt
Organism: Anguilla anguilla (European eel)
Lineage: Eukaryota; Metazoa; Chordata; Actinopteri; Anguilliformes; Anguillidae
Gene: xpo1a
Product: exportin 1 (CRM1 homolog, yeast) a
Exons: 25
Coding region: 1582-4797 (1071 amino acids)
Biological process (GO): protein export from nucleus; ribosomal large subunit export from nucleus; ribosomal small subunit export from nucleus
Cellular component (GO): cytoplasm; nucleus
Molecular function (GO): nuclear export signal receptor activity; small GTPase binding
Source: RefSeq, a predicted model, not a curated record
GUCCUGAAAAAAUACAUCGCUGGCUAGCUAUCCACUGCCAUGAGGAAAUAUUGCUUUUGUGUGCAUAAUGCGUGCUUGAUAAGUUAACUUAACUGGCGUGGAGCAAACACUUUGGCUUCGGUGUUAAAUGAUGUCUUCUCGCUGACGUUAGAUGGGACGCCGUUCUACAAUCGUUUUGGUGUUGCUAAUGCAGCUAUACAAUUCGCCAACUCGGGUAGCUACCCAGCUAAUGUUAACUGCUGCAGCCAACAAAAAGAAAGAAAGCACCGUUUGGUUAAAACCAAAGAUUGCCUGUAACUAGCUACAACAAAACGCGCGGUGUUAAUUGGGAGGAUGCGCGCGUAAUUUGGGACACUGACGUUAUAUUUUGAGCAUUUAGCUAGCUUAGUUCUCAACCUAACGCUUGCUAUUAGUAUUCGCCAGUUUCCACUGCACCACCUAGCUAUAGUCCAAGGCGGCUAAUUUGUGGCUACCUAACUUACUUUGUGCAAGUUGCGUAGAUUUAACGAUGGUCGUCUUAUUUAGCUAUAGUCUAUGACUCGCUAGCUACCCAGUGUCGGUUAUGGUAACUUGUGACUUGAACGCUGCCCGCCGAGGUUCAGCAAGCCCGUUAGCUAUUUUGAAUAGUAGCGUGCUUCUUAUUGACUAGCUAGCUGACACAAACUGACAGUUGCUGGGUAAAAUGCAAUGUUUUUCUUUUAAUGACCCAUGAAUACGAAGACAAUACUGGAAAUACCAUGUUUUUUCUGUCGCUUUUUGCAAAGUUGUUAGCGAGCCAAUGUUAUGUUUUGCAAAUUGGAUGCCGUUUUCAGUGGCACUGCUGGGUAACGUAGCUAGCUAAACCGUGUGGCUAACGCUAAUGCAGUUCAGUUGUGUGAUCCUCAUUGCGACUCGUAGUUGGGUAAUGCUAGCCAAGGUAGCUAACGCUAACAAUGGUUACAUUAGAACAACUUUCAAUUGCUGGCGGUAGUCACAUUUAUCGUGGUUUAUUAUGUAAAACCCGUUAGCAUAUAAAUGAAAUAUUUUACACUAAAUAAGUGUUAGGCAGUGGUAAUUUACUAGGUUUUUUUCCUGUUUUAUUUGAACUUUCAUAACCGCAGCAAGAUAGCUUGCAAACUGUUUUGUGAACGAACUUGCUUAAGAUAUAUGGCGCUAUCCACUCCAACGAGUCUAGUUGGGGGAUUUAGCUAGCUGAAGUUAGAAGGUUGCCUUUGGAAAAGGGCGGGUAACGUAAUGUUCAGUGUCCGACGCCAGCUCGCGGAACACGUGUGCAUUGCAUUAACGUGCGUCGUUGGUAAAUGCGUGUUAUUCAGUUUAUAAAACUAGUAGCGAGUUACGCGGCACAAAAUCAUGAGGUCGCACGUUUGAAUUGUAGCUUGCUGCCUAGCUAGCUAACCCAGGGCUGCACAAGAACAUGAAGCAACAGGUGGCUAGGACGCUUUGUCCUCAUCUAAGCCUAGCAAGAUAUUGUUCGAAACCCUAUAAGUGGUUCGUAUGAAAACAACGACUGUGGAUUCAGGCUGCUGAUAUCUUGCUAAUAAAAAAAUUAAUGCAAGCAGAAGUCGUGUGGGAAACAGCUCCAUGCCAGCAAUUAUGACAAUCCUAGCGGACCGCGCAGCCCAGCAGCUGCUGGAUUUCAACCAGAAACUGGAUAUCAACCUGCUGGACAAUGUGGUGAACUGUAUGUACAACGACAUUGGAUCACAGCAGAGAAUGGCACAGGAGGUGCUGACGCAUCUGAAAGAGCAUCCCGACGCCUGGACGAGAGUCGACACCAUUCUGGAGUUCUCGCAGAACAUGAACACCAAAUACUAUGCCCUGCAGAUUCUCGAAACUGUGAUAAAAACAAGAUGGAAGAUUCUGCCCAGGAAUCAGUGUGAAGGUAUAAAGAAGUACGUGGUCGGGCUCAUUAUCAAAACUUCCUCUGAUGCAUCGGUUGUGGAGAAAGAGAAAGUGUACAUUGGAAAGCUUAACAUGAUCUUGGUCCAGAUCCUGAAGCAGGAGUGGCCGAAGCACUGGCCCCACUUCAUCAGCGACAUCGUGGGGGCCAGCCGCACCAGCGAGAGCCUCUGCCAGAACAACAUGGUCAUCCUCAAGCUGCUGAGCGAGGAGGUCUUCGACUUCUCCAGCGGACAGAUGACCCAGGUCAAAGCCAAGCACCUGAAGGACAGCAUGUGUAAUGAAUUCUCCCAGAUAUUCCAGCUUUGCCAGUUUGUCAUGGAAAACUCCCAGAAUGCCCCUCUGGUCCAAGCUACACUAGAAACAUUGUUGCGAUUUCUGAACUGGAUUCCUCUGGGGUACAUAUUUGAAACCAAACUCAUCAGCACGCUUGUGUACAAGUUUUUGAACGUGCCGAUGUUCCGGAACGUGACGCUGAAGUGCCUGACGGAGAUCGCGGGGGUGAGCGUGAGCCAGUACGAGGAGCAGUUCGUCACCCUCUUCACCCUCACCAUGAUGCAGCUCAAACAGAUGCUUCCACUGAACACCAACAUCCGGCUGGCCUACUCCAACGGGAAGGACGACGAGCAGAACUUCAUCCAGAACCUGAGCCUGUUCCUCUGCACCUUCCUCAAGGAGCACGGCCAGCUGAUCGAGAAGCGGCUCAACCUGCGCGAGACGCUCAUGGAGGCCCUGCACUACAUGCUGCUGGUGUCGGAGGUGGAGGAGACGGAGAUCUUUAAGAUCUGCCUGGAGUACUGGAACCACCUUGCGGCCGAGCUGUACAGGGAGAGCCCCUUCUCCACCUCCACGUCCCCCCUGCUCUCGGGCAGCCAGCACUUCGACGUCCCACCCCGGAGGCAGCUGUACCUGCCCGUGCUCUCCAAGGUCAGGCUGCUGAUGGUGAGCCGCAUGGCCAAGCCCGAGGAGGUCCUGGUGGUGGAGAACGACCAGGGCGAGGUGGUGAGGGAGUUCAUGAAGGACACGGAUUCCAUCAAUCUGUACAAGAACAUGAGAGAGACCCUCGUGUACCUGACGCAUUUGGACUACGCGGACACGGAGCGCAUCAUGACCGAGAAGCUGCACAACCAGGUGAACGGGACCGAGUGGUCGUGGAAGAACCUGAACACGCUGUGCUGGGCCAUCGGCUCCAUCAGCGGCGCCAUGCACGAGGAGGACGAGAAGCGCUUCCUGGUCACCGUCAUCAAGGACCUGCUGGGGCUGUGCGAGCAGAAGAGGGGGAAGGACAACAAGGCCAUCAUCGCCUCCAACAUCAUGUACAUCGUGGGCCAGUACCCCCGCUUCCUCCGCGCCCACUGGAAGUUCCUCAAGACCGUGGUCAACAAGCUGUUUGAGUUCAUGCACGAGACCCACGACGGUGUCCAGGACAUGGCCUGCGACACGUUCAUCAAGAUCGCGCAGAAGUGCCGGCGGCAUUUCGUCCAGGUGCAGGUGGGCGAGGUCAUGCCCUUCAUCGACGAGAUCCUCAACAACAUCAACACCAUCAUCUGCGACCUCCAGCCCCAGCAGGUCCACACUUUCUACGAGGCGGUGGGCUACAUGAUCGGAGCGCAGACGGACCAGGCCGUCCAGGAGCACCUGAUCGAGAAGUACAUGCUGCUGCCCAAUCAGGUGUGGGACAGCAUCAUACAGCAGGCAACCAAGAACGUGGACAUCCUGAAGGACCCGGAGACGGUGAAGCAGCUGGGCAGCAUCCUGAAGACCAACGUGCGGGCGUGCAAGGCGGUGGGCCACCCCUUCGUCAUCCAGCUGGGCCGCAUCUACCUGGACAUGCUCAACGUGUACAAGUGCCUGAGCGAGAACAUCUCCGCCGCCAUCCAGACCAACGGAGACAUGGUAACCAAGCAGCCUUUGAUCAGAAGCAUGCGGACCGUCAAGCGGGAAACCCUGAAGCUGAUCUCCGGCUGGGUCAGCCGCUCAAACGACCCACAGAUGGUGGGGGAGAACUUUGUGCCGCCGCUGCUGGACGCCGUGCUAAUCGACUACCAGAGGAACGUCCCGGCCGCCAGGGAGCCCGAGGUCCUCAGCACCAUGGCAACCAUCGUCAACAAGCUCGGCGGCCACAUCACCUCGGAAAUCCCGCAGAUAUUCGACGCGGUCUUCGAGUGCACCCUGAACAUGAUCAACAAAGACUUCGAGGAGUACCCGGAGCAUCGAACCAACUUCUUCUACCUGCUGCAAGCGGUCAAUUCCCACUGCUUCCCGGCAUUCCUGGCCAUUCCCCCGGCGCAGUUCAAGCUGGUGCUGGACUCCAUCAUCUGGGCCUUCAAACACACCAUGAGGAACGUGGCCGACACCGGUCUGCAGAUCCUCUACACCCUGCUGCAGAACGUGGCCCAGGAGGAGGCCGCCGCCCAGAGCUUCUACCAGACCUACUUCUGCGACAUCCUGCAGCACAUCUUCUCCGUCGUCACGGAUACGUCUCACACAGCCGGUUUAACGAUGCACGCCUCCAUCCUGGCCUACAUGUUCAACCUGGUGGAGGAGGGUAAAAUCAGCGUCGCACUGAACCCCUCAAACCCGGUCAACAACCAGGGCUUCAUCCAGGAGUACGUGGCCAACCUGCUCAAAACCGCCUUCCCGCACCUACAGGAUGCCCAGGUCAAAGUGUUUGUGACAGGACUGUUCAGUUUAAAUCAAGAUAUUCCAGCCUUCAAGGAACACCUGCGGGACUUCCUGGUGCAGAUCAAGGAGUUUGCCGGCGAGGACUCCACAGACCUCUUCCUGGAGGAGCGGGAGGCCUCCCUGCGUCUGGCGCAAGAGGAGAAGCACAAGCUCCAGAUGUCCGUUCCCGGCAUCCUCAACCCGCACGAGAUUCCGGAGGAGAUGUGCGACUAA